AUGUCACUAUCUUUAAAUGAUAUCAAAUUCCCAAUGCACUGGAACUUGGAUCCGAAUGAGUUCUCCUAUGUAGAAUAUGUUUACCGUGAGGGAUUGGAACUGGGCGUGUGGCGUCCAGAUAAUAAGCGCGACCAAAUGGCCCAUACCAAUGUGGUCAGUUUAUCGAGAUACUUCUGGCCCAACGUUGACUUUGAUCGUUUGGUAAUGGGUGGAGAACUGAUGUUAUGGUUCUUCACAUUCGACGAUGGAUUGGACGCUGGCAUCUACGACGAUCAGAAGAGUUUAGAACUUGUACGACGUAUGGACAUUGUAUUCAUGGAUGGAAUACUCCCUGAAGACCCAACGGGUCCAGAAAAAGUGGCACUUCGUCUUCGAAACAAGUGUCUGGCCAUGUGUGGCAGGCGCAAAGACACCUUCAAUCGAUUCAUAACCAGCUGUGUACAAUGGGUGGAUUCAAUCAUUCCCUUCAACAAAGUCAAG
Messenger RNA from Acytostelium subglobosum LB1, 480 nucleotides. RefSeq lists its product as hypothetical. The annotation marks the transcript as partial. NCBI's taxonomy places the organism in Eukaryota, Evosea, Eumycetozoa, Acytosteliales, Acytosteliaceae. Gene Ontology annotation, molecular function: terpene synthase activity. The record is from RefSeq and is a predicted model, not a curated record. The transcript has a single exon.